This is a messenger RNA of Mixia osmundae IAM 14324, 1836 nucleotides long. RefSeq lists its product as uncharacterized. Gene Ontology annotation, biological process: tryptophanyl-tRNA aminoacylation. Gene Ontology annotation, cellular component: cytoplasm. The coding region runs from base 1 to 1836 and encodes 611 amino acids. Gene Ontology annotation, molecular function: ATP binding; tryptophan-tRNA ligase activity. The transcript has 7 exons. NCBI's taxonomy places the organism in Eukaryota, Fungi, Basidiomycota, Mixiomycetes, Mixiales, Mixiaceae. The record is from RefSeq and is a predicted model, not a curated record.
AUGACGGCGCCGUCUGUGCCAGUGCUCGAAGGCACUCAGCUCGGUCCGAAGCAAGAUCGCCCCAUAAGACGUACACCGUCCUUCAAUGCAGCCAUACUGGCCGAAAUGAUCCUGCCGGAACCGAGUGCCAUCACUGAAGCGGAAAGGGAGCGACAAAAGUCUGAAAAGGUCAAGCAGCUCGAGAAUCAGAUCAGCAAGCUCGACUUGGCCGAGCCGAGCGCUGUGCAGGAGAUCAGUGCUGCUCAGGAUCGCGAGCGAACGAGAGAGUUGCUACAAGAUCUCAUUGCUGCUCUCGAGCUUGGCGAACCAGAGUAUGUCACUCGUGCCAACCUCAGAGCGGACGGCACAAGGACACCUGAGCCAGUUCGUAAAGCAGAAGGAACCGCUCGCACGACUGCUGGUACCACGGGCAAUUUCCUCUCGCCCGCUCCGGCCCAUCAAGCUUCUAUGCCCCUAGCGACAGUCAUAGAGAGCCCGAGCGCACCCACAGCGGCUUUGCCUGAGCAGUCUACCAGCAAGCUGCCCGUAUCAGAUUCGAGCGCCCUGCCAGCAGAGGCUGUCGUCUCGGGCGCGACCGCGACGAAUGGCUCCAUCCCUCUCACUGCCGAAGCAAGAGCAGCAGCAGAUCAAAAGGUCACGCCCUGGGAUGUCGAAGGUGCCGUCGUCGACGGCAAAGCGGUCGCGAUAGAUUACACCAAGCUCAUAGAUCAGUUCGGAACGAGGCCAAUAGACAAAGAGCUGUUGGAUCGUAUGGAGCGCUUGACAGGUCGCAAGCCGCAUCUGCUGCUCAGGAGGGGAACGUUCUUCUCUCACAGAGAGCUUGGGCGUAUACUGGAUCGCUACGAGCAAGGGAAGCCCUUCUAUCUCUACACCGGACGCGGGCCAAGCAGCUGCAGCAUGCACCUCGGUCACAUGAUACCCUUUGUCUUCACCGCUUGGCUGCAAGACGUCUUUGACUGUCCGCUGGUCGUACAGCUCACAGACGACGAAAAGUUCCUGUUCAAGCCUGCGCUCAAGAUCGAGCAAGUGCAAGGCUUCUCCGUCGAGAAUGCGAAAGACAUCAUCGCGUGUGGCUUCAAGCCCGACAAGACGUUCAUCUUUAACGAUCUUGACUAUGUCGGCGGCGCCUUCUACGCCAAUGUCGUGCGAAUUGCUAGAUGUAUACCGUACAACCAGAGCAAGGCCGCCUUCGGCUUCAACGAUUCCGACAAUAUCGGCAAAAGUCACUUUGUCGCCGUUCAGGCCGCACCCUCCUUUUCCAACUCGUUCCCUCAGAUAUAUGGCACAAAGUCUGACAUCCCUUGCUUGAUCCCAUGUGCCAUCGAUCAGGACCCAUACUUCCGCCUCACGCGUGACGUUGCAGCCAAGCUGAAGUAUCCAAAGCCUGCUCUGAUACACAGUCAAUUCUUCCCCGCGCUGCAAGGCCCUCAGAGCAAGAUGUCUGCAAGCGAUGCAGAGUCUUCCAUCUUCAUGACCGACACGCCCAAGCAGAUUCAGCAGAAGAUUAACAAGCAUGCAUUCUCGGGGGGUCAGGUUAGCAUCGAAGAGCAUCGCAGAUUGGGCGGCGAUCCAGACGUCGACGUUGCGUAUCGCUAUCUCGGCUUCUUCCUUGACGAUGAUGAAGAGCUUGCGAGGAUAGGACAAGAAUAUCGGAAAGGUACCCUUUUGUCAGGCGAGCUCAAAAAGAUCUGCAUUGGCAAGCUGCAAGAGUUUGUCAAAGGCUUCCAAGAGGCAAGCACUAGACGGGCCAAGGUUACGCCCGAGGUGGUCAAGCACUUUAUGGACGGCAAUAGACAGAUCGACCCUAGCGUCAGCCGAACUUCGACGAACGCUUGA